Malassezia japonica is the source of this 543-nucleotide messenger RNA. It is a transcript of the gene ARR3, whose product is annotated as arsenicals resistance. Lineage: Eukaryota; Fungi; Basidiomycota; Malasseziomycetes; Malasseziales; Malasseziaceae. Gene Ontology annotation, cellular component: plasma membrane. The record is from RefSeq and is a predicted model, not a curated record. Gene Ontology annotation, molecular function: antimonite transmembrane transporter activity; antiporter activity; arsenite transmembrane transporter activity. Gene Ontology annotation, biological process: arsenite transport; antimonite transmembrane transport. The transcript is spliced from 4 exons. The coding region runs from base 1 to 543 and encodes 180 amino acids.
AUGUCUACCCAGCCCACUCAGCCUAGCACCGUUACCGGCCUCCAGCAGGACGCCAACAAGGUCGCCAACAACCUCCACAACGAGGCCAGCAAGGCUGCCGAUACCGUUAUGGGGUCCAACGAAACCAACCGGACGGAGAGCGAGGAAGACAGCGAUGGCUUCGUUGCAGACCCCAACGGUGGCGUGCCUAAUAUACCCUCUGCGCUUGAACAAGCCAAGCAAUCUGGGCACUCAGGUGCUGCCUUUGGCAGGUUUGUCCCCCGCGCCAAAGAGAGGCUCAACAAUGGAAACUUUGAAGGUGUAGGAGCACCAUUAGUCGUCGGCCUGAUCAUCAUGAUGUGGCCGAUUCUCACGGGUGUGCGUUACGAGCGCCUUCCGGGGCUCAUUCGGACGCGCAUCAACUGGAUUAUUGGCCCAUUUAUGAUGCUGGCACUUGCAUGGGCUACGCUCCCCGACUUGCCUGACUAUCGCACGGGUAUAAUUAUGGUGGGCAUUGCGCGGUGUAUUGCCAUGCGCGUGGCGAUGGAGACACUUGCGCUGUGA